Messenger RNA from Hemiscyllium ocellatum (epaulette shark), 7174 nucleotides. It is a transcript of the gene lrch2, whose product is annotated as leucine-rich repeats and calponin homology (CH) domain containing 2. Gene Ontology annotation, molecular function: protein binding. The transcript has 21 exons. Bases 33 to 2267 code for a protein of 744 amino acids. The record is from RefSeq and is a predicted model, not a curated record. NCBI's taxonomy places the organism in Eukaryota, Metazoa, Chordata, Chondrichthyes, Orectolobiformes, Hemiscylliidae.
GGGUGCCGCCCCCGGACGCAGUCGGGGGAAAAAUGGCGUCGUUGUCGGGUUCGGGUGGGCAUCAGCACUCCCAGUCCUGGCAGUUAAGGACUGCCGCGCCAUUGACGCAGCUCAACCGCAGCCUGGACAGGGUGCUGGAGGAGGCUGUGCACUCCGGGAUCCUCAACCUCAGCGGCCGCAAGCUGAAGGAGUUCCCGGCGGUGAGCUACGAUUUGACAGAUACAGUGCAGGCAGAUCUCUCAAAGAACAGAUUAAUUGAACUUCCACAAGAAGUUUGCUUGUUUGCACCAUUGGAGACAUUACAUUUGUAUCACAAUUGCAUCAAAUGCAUUCCAGAAGCUGUUGUUAAUCUGCAAAUGUUAACUUUCUUAAAUAUUAGUCGAAAUCUUCUACCAACAUUGCCAAAAUAUUUAUUUAAUCUUCCACUUAAAGUUUUAGUUGUAAGCAACAAUAAGUUAGUAUCCCUUCCAGAAGAAAUUGGAAAGCUUAAAGACCUAAUGGAAUUGGAUGUUAGUUGUAAUGAAAUUCAAAUUCUCCCUCAUCAAAUAGAAAAACUUCAGUCGCUCAGAGAAUUAAAUAUACGCAGGAACCACCUGCAGGUGUUACCUGAUGAAUUGGCAGAACUUCCUCUGGUAAAAUUAGACUUUUCCUGCAAUAAGGUCACAGAAAUACCCAUCUGUUUUAGAAAAUUGCGAUACCUUCAGGUUAUAAUAUUAGAUAACAACCCAAUGCAGUCACCUCCAGCACAGAUUUGUCUAAAAGGUAAAGUGCACAUAUUCAAAUUCCUGAAUAUGCAAUCAUGCCGGAUAGACAAAAAGCCGGAUUCUCUGGACCUCCCUUCUUUGGAUAAGAGAGCACUUCCUCAACCUCUUACAGACAGCAUGGAAGACUUUUAUCCAGUGAAAAACCACGGUCCUGACUCGGGCAUUGGUAGUGAUAAUGGUGAUAAGCGGUUGUCUACAACUGAACCCUCAGAUGAUGAUACAAUUAGCCUACAUUCUCAGGUAUCUGAAAUAACCAAGGAUUUGCCUCUCAAAUCAGACAAUCAUUUAGUUGGGGACAAACACAAUUCUCUCAAAACCUCAUUGGACCAAGAGCAUUUAGACUUGAUUGAUAAUGCAGAUGAGGAGGAGACACCACCAUCUGAAGCUGGAGAUGUUCAUCGAAUUCCUCCAUUUGUUACUUAUUUAAAAGAACGAGGAAAGUUGCCUGAAAAAUCACAGCUUGCAAAAGAUAAUAACUGGGGAGAUGAACCACGGCCUUCAAGGGAUUUGCAGACAAUGAUACGAGAUGAGGACGAGUUGAAGGAAGUAACUGAUUUGCGUAAAAUAGCUGCUCAAUUAUUGCAGCAAGAGCCACAAAACAGACUUUUUGCUCAGUCCUGUUCAGUAAGUGCAAGAGAAAGGAAGAAAAAAUCUUUGGAGUCUGAGAGGUCAGCAGAUAAAGCAACAUCACCAGGAUCACCGUACAGAUGUCGUUCUAUGGGUCUUUCUGGUGAAGUUGAGAAGAAACCGGAGGUAACCAGUGCAGAUCAGAAAUACACUGAGGCACAGCAGCAUGCAAAAUGGCGUCAUGAAGAAAGGCGGCAUAUUAAACAAAUGAGAAAAGAUCAUAUGAAGCUAAAAUCUUCAAAGAAAAACAAAGAGGAAUUUGAAUAUGAAAAUGAACCUGAUAAUGAAACUACACAUGUGCCUUCAUCUUCUGUUCAAAUCAUAAAUUCAUUUCCUUCUGCCCAGGCAACAUCCAGUGUAUCAUUUGAGGAGGAUGAUCGUUCCACUCAACCCUCACCAGUACCUUUUGGUCUCAAGCCUAGAUCAGCAUUUACACGUCCAUCGCGUCAGGAACUUGGAGCAGUUGACCCAGGUUUUACUAUCAGAAGGAAGAUGGAACACCUAAGAGAAGAAUUAGAACAAAUUAGGCAGCUUAAACAGAACCUUGAAUUAAGAUUAAAGGUUAUUUUACCAGAAGAUGUAGGUGCAGCAUUGAUGGAUGGGGUGGUACUUUGUCAUCUUGCCAAUCAUAUUCGGCCACGAUCAGUGGCGAGCAUCCACGUUCCAUCACCAGCAGUGCCUAAACUGAGUAUGGCAAAGUGCAGAAGGAAUGUUGAAAAUUUUCUCGAAGCUUGCAGAAAAUUGGGGGUUCCAGAGGAUAAACUUUGUCUUCCUCAUCAUAUAUUGGAAGAAAGGGGACUGGUGAAAGUGGGUUCUACAGUGCAAGCUCUACUUGAACUACCUACAUCUAAACACACGCAAUUAUCUGCUGUGUAAUUAACAUUCUUGGUUGACAGUCAAGGUUAAAAUAAGUUAUUGUAUUUGUUGAAAUAAUAGUUAAGCCAUUUUCUUUUAAAAUCCAAUGCAAAAGCUCUCACUACUUAAGCCAGCAGUUGGAUGAAAUAUCCAUGUUUAUCUGUUUUGUCAGGUACUGUAUUUACAUCCAGCAAGCCACACCUGCCAUGCUACAAAGUUCAGAAUAAGAUGUUUGUCAUUUUCCUGAUCUCUGUCAUCAGAUAGGAAGCUUCCUCUAUCGAGGUUUAAGAGGAAAAAUCAUUCUCACAACAUUGUUUAAUUAUUCAUAGUAUUCAGGCUAUUUCCUCCUCCCACUAGCUCGACAAACUUUCACUUCUAAUCAAACUUAUCCUUGUGUUAACACAAGAAAAGAUUUUCAAUGCUUUAACGAUCUUUUGGUUUUUGUAUAAUGACUUUUUUUUUAUAGCUCUGUUAUGUUUAUGACUGUUAUGUUUAGGUUUAAGAGUUGGUCAGUAAAUUUUACUUUAAUUGGUGCCCACUAGUGCCAUUGUUUUCUCAGGGCUAUUAGCUUUUCUAUGUCGGACUCAACAACUGGUUCAUACUUUUUUUUUUAUAUAUUGUGUGCCAUUGAGCCUUUUUAAAAUAUAAGACCUCCAUGACUGUUCCUGUUAGCUCAGACUACUUGAAUUUUUGAAGUAUGCCAGAUUUGUGAGAGACUAGAAUAAAAACAGAAAAUGCUGGAAAUACUCAAAAGGAUCUGACAGCCACUGUGAAGUCAAACCAAGUCAACCUUUAGGGUCUGUAACCUGUUACCUGAUGAUGCUUGACUUGAGUAUUUCCAGAACUUUGUUUUAUUUCAGACUUCCACCAUCCGCAAUAUUUUAUCUUUACUGAAAUGAUGUAGGACUUACUAAUGACUCACAAAGAAGUUGGAAAUGAAGCCUUUCAGGCAUCUGUCAUGUCUUUAAGACAUUUACUGUAUUUCAUUUAAUAUUGAAAACUAUCAAAAAGCAGUUUAAUAAACUGACUUUAAAUCAGCUUUGUAGGAGGAGUUGUACGAGCCAAAAUUAUUGUUGCCUGCUUUGGAUGUACAAGCAAAGUCUUUACUGUGCUAAUUUCUGCGACAGCAGGGUAUUGAGCAAAGGGACCUUACAUUGUAUCUGACAGCAGUGUCUAUUAGUGUGAGACUUAAUAUUAAUGUUAGACGAGUGCCAUUCAGUGAGUUGUAACACAGUCUUGAGUAGGCCUUACAGCUGGCAGUAAACAUGCUUCAGUACUGACUGGCUGUAAAAGGCAUCUGUCAAAAGUCCCCACUUUCACAUCCAGAGUAAUUUCUGAUUCCAACCUGUAGAAAAUUUUUCUAUCGAUAACUUCACAACCUUUCUCUGAGAAGAAAAUAUCAUGUGGUUGAUGUAUAUAGAAUGUGGGCUUACAUAUGGGCGGGUCAUAAGACUGAUUUAUGUUUUUCUCAUAUUUGGGUUUCAUGUCACUAAGCAAAAGCUCAUGUUCUUUGUUUUUGGAGAACCUCUGUAUUUACUAGCCUCUUCAUGCUGACCUGCACAGUGGUGGCUACUCAUUCACAGUUCAUUGUAAACUCCCCUUCACUGAAUCUUUCAUCUCCUAAUGUGGCAAAGUUUAGGAUUCUGGCCUUCCCUUGUGAACAAAGACAGUUCAGUAUCUCUUUGUAUCUAUCAAGCUUUUGUAUGUCUCACUUUUCACUUUGGCUUAUGAUUCUUCACCAACAUCUUGGUCAUGUGUGCAUCAGACUUAAAGCUGUUACUAGAUCCAAAUGCUCCUUAACAAGACUUCGGCCAAAAACCUAAGGCCCAAGCUAAACUAACGAGGAGUCACCAGGACUGGGAGAAAAUCCAAAAGGUGCCGGUGUUUUCUUUGAAUACUAAUGGGGGUUAAAUACAUUUAAAGUAUGAAAAUGCUAGUUUGGAAAAAUAAUACUUUAUACCAUUAUCCAUUAUUAAAUUGUUCUCCUAACUGAAAGGUUCAUCAAUCAUGGAGAGUAAAUUGCUGAGAAGGUGCUCAAUUCCUAGUUGCCUAGUGUUUCCAGAUUUUAGAGACCGACUCUAAUAUGUGGCUGAAAACUAGUUGACUAUUGAUUCAUCUUGCAAAAUUUAAUUUUAAAAGGACUUUUUAAAAAGAUGUUUUCAAUUGUGUUCUGUUACUUGUGUUCAAUUCAAAGUGCACUAUUUUGGCUUCACACUUCCCCAUUACCUUUCACCUUUCGACAUAAUCUGACCAUGACCUUCUGUAAAUUUAUGCUCUAUCUACACAAUGUACUGUGCCUCAACUUCAGUGUUAUCUCCACAUUGAGGUAUGCAACGUUGUUCCUUCUUCCAAAAAAAUGGUUACAAAUUGACUUUUGAGAAAUCUUGCAUCCUUACUUUGCCUCUUACUUUCCAAGCAAUUACUAAAUGAUUGGGAACAUGCCACAAUUAUCCAAAAGCGGAGUCUGAAACCAAGGAAAAUAGUGCAGGAUUUAAUUUCUAAUGAGGCAAACAUUUGCAUGUGGAAGGGUUGCACUGUGAGGGUCAUCAUGAAUUCUUAAUUUGAAGAUUUAUUGUCUAAAGGUUUUAAUUCACUGAUAAGAUCUCUGGAAUGAAGAAUUCUCAAUAUGUUGGUCAACUUUCUAUGUGCUCCAAUACAAAGCAAGUGCAAUCCCAGCUUCCAUUUUAAACUACUGUUACAUAUUUAACAAAGUUAUAUCUUAAAGGUUAAUAGUUGGCUAAUGGGUAUUAAUCUGGCAUUAGAAACCAGAUAGUGCUGUAGCACAUUCCUGAUCAAUCAGAGGGCUACAAAUAACUGCCAGAUGCCAAGUUUUUAAAUAGUUUCAAAUUUGAAACUGUGUAUGUUCUGCAAAAACUGUUCGCAGCAGGAAUGGAGCUUGUACUGCAUUACUUGGUACAACAUUAUAUUCCUCAGGACCAAGGAACUAAACUAUUGCUGCAUUUUCUAUUUCAGAACUAUGGGCUGAUUUGAUUAAUUUCUUCAGAAAGAAAAAUACUUGCUUCUUCCUCCAAAUAUAUAGCUAAACAUCUAAGCCUAAAGACAUUUUUGUUGAUAUAAAAUGACAUAAAUGAAAGUGCAAAGAAAUACUUUAAGGAUAAAUCAGUGACUAGCAUGCAGUAUUGAGAUGUCAGUGCAGCAUAGAGUGUUUGCCAGGAAUGUGAAUCAAUGAAGGUUACAUUUAUUGAUCAUUCCAAAUUAGCCUGUAAAGGUGGUAGUUUGAGAUUUUGUGUUUGAACUGUAUUAAUCCUUAUUGUGAUGGUCCCACAUAGGGAAUUCCAUGACAUUGACUUGUUGACAAUGAAGACGCUGUGACAUGUCCAAGUGAAGAUGAUGCAAUAUGAUAAUGGCAUUUGCAUUAAAGUGCUAGUCUUGAUAGUAGAGGUUAUAGAGUUUGAAAAGGUGAACUUGGGGAACUGCUUCACAGGAGGCUCCCAAGCACUCAGGAUGUCACCUAGACAGGGGACGAAACGUCUGCAACACAAAUUCCCAGCUCGGCAAACAGAACCACAACAACGAGCACCCAAGCUACAAAUCUUCUCCCAAACUUUGCGUCAAUGUAUUUUAUCGAUGGUGCGUCAUGCAGGCACAAUAUGCAGAUGGUGUGUAUUGUAUUCAAUGACAGGGAAUAUGUCAAAGCAGAUUGCUUUGUCCUUCAUAGUUUACUUUGUAGCAGCUCUCAUCUAAGAACAUGUACUGUAUUAUGUUGUGCUCCUCAUAGAAGUUUUUGCUGGAGUGGUCAAGUGGUGAGCCAUCAGUUACUGAUUGCAGAAAACCAAUUGUUUGCCCUAUGAUUGUACUUUGGGAAUUGGAGAUCACCAAGGUUUGUUGGUACUUAACAAGACUCUUCUCUUGAUUGUUAAAAAUCACACAACGCCAGGUUAUAGUUCAGCAGGUUUAUUUGGAAGUACUAGCUUUCGGACCGCUGCUGCUUCGUCAGGUAGCUAGCUUUCUACGGAAUUUACAGUAAAUAGAUUUUGGUCGCUACACCAUAACUCACCACAAAAUCUGGGCAACUCUGCUAGGAAUUUUGUCUGGUUUUCUCUCUCAAGAUUUGUGACAGAAGUUGUGAUUAGGUCUUUAUCUUGGGUUGUUACUGGAAAGUUGUCCUUUUACUUUAAAAGAGCCAUUUGUACUGCCCAUUAAAUUGAAGACCACUGCCAGAAUGUGGAAAAAAGAAAUUCAAAAGUUUUAAUGUUUUGUCAUUAUAUUGGAAAUGCUUAUGGAAAGGUUAGAUAGAAAAUUGUGCGUUAGCUUAUGUAAGACAAGGCAAAACAAAAAAGAAGAGAAAGAUAAAAGGGACAGUAAUAUAAGUCCAUUGUAUUUGUAUUUUUAACCCCAACUGUUAAAAUGCAGCACAGUAAAUAGUUGUUAAUAAUUUGAAUGCCUUUUGUAGUAUUAAUGUAGUAAUAAUUGAAAACAUACAAAACCAUUUAGCAGAAGAAGAUUAGGAUUUCCUUCAAUCUGUGGUUAUGAGAUGCUUUGAUCAAGACGUUAAAGUUAUUGUAGACUAAAUGCAGAUGCAUCAUCAAAUUCUGUCAUCAUAACUUGAAUAGAAAAAUCAUUGGAAGAAUUCCCAUCAGCUUCUAUUGACAAUUAAACAAGUGACUAUUAUGUUCAAGAAAUGCUAAAAGCAAUAGUAGUAACUUUAUCGCCUAUAAGCUGACACCUUGAUGCAAUCAAAUGUAACUUGAUGAAAAUGAAAUGCAUUUAACUACUGUACAAUGUUCAGUUUUAGUUCAGUGCAUCCUUUGUUUGCCAAAAGAAAAUAUAUUGUUUUACAAAUAGAAGUAAAUGCAGCACACAGAUAUUGAAGCUGGCUGAUUUUAUCAAUGGAAAUGUUCAUAAAUUUUAUUUGUUUUAGUUUUUAAAAUUGUGCUUUGGCUUUUUUUAAGCUUAAACUUGUAAUU